AGCUGCCACCCGCUGUACCGGGCAGGCACUAGCCUCCUAGCCCACUCCCCACUCCUUCCUUGAAGAAGGCGCAGAGAGAGAGAGAGAGAGGCAAAGCAAACCCCGCGCAGAAAACUGUCUCCUUCCUUCCCUUCCCUCCAUCCUCGGCGCAAACCCCUCAUCCUCGCAAACAAGAUCCCCAAAUCCCCGCAGGUCUGCUCUGCUCGCCCUCGCCGGAUCAGCCCCAUUGCGCCGCCGAUUCCGCCGCGCCCGGCCCUGCGUGGAGGAGGACUCCGGUCCAGGUCCAGGCCCAGGCCGACGCACGCGCGCGCAUUGCGGGGCGCUAUCUUCAUCAGGGUUAAACAGGAUUUGGAUGCUGUGUUACUUUACUUUAUCGAGCCUCCUCUGUAGCCUAACCAACAAUGGACAAGGGUGGACCACUUCCAACUGUAAAGCGGAAAAAUGCCUUGUUCGCUGAUAAAGUUGCAUUCUUGCCGUCCUCUCAGCUGUGCCCUUUAUGCGGAAUUCAACAAAGUGCUGAGAUUUGUAUUUUAUAGAUGACCUGGGCAGCAACUCUUGAUUAUGGGCGCAAGACAAAGAAUGAGGACAUACGACCAGGGCCACUGCGUCCAGCAAAUAUCAUAAGAAACAAAUUUCCUACCUACAAGAAUGGUUCAAACGGCAUUGUGAUCAAGCUGGCAGAUGGCCCAGAAGUGCCGCCUCUCAAGGAGGUUGUUGCUAAGGAGACGGAGGAACUGCUUGAUCGCCGUCAGCGCUUCUCAGUCCGUGAGCUUGCAAUGAAGUUUGAGAAGGGACUCAACACUGCCACUCUGUUGUCUAAAGAGGUUAAAUGGAGACAAGUGGCUUUGUUGGAGCGAGACAUUCUCCUGAAAAAUCUAAAGAGUGUAUUGGAGUCACUGAGAGGUCAAGUCACGGGCAAAACUAAGGACGAAAUUGAGGAGUCUAUUUCUAUGGUGGAAAUUCUUGCAGUUCAGCUCUCCAAAAGAGAAGCUGAGUUGAUUCAACAAAAAACAGAGGUCACAGAAUUAGCGAAAUCAUUAAAGCUGGCUUCUGAAGAUGCCAAGAGAAUUGUUGAAGAAGAAAGAGUUAAUGCCAAUACGGAGGUAGAGAGUGCUAGGUCUGCAGUUCAAAGAGUUCAAGAAGCACUUCAGGAGCAUGAAAAGAUGUCCAAAAGAACUGGGAAGCAAGAUAUGGAGGAACUAAAGAAAGAAGUUAGAGUGGCCAGGAGAAUAAAAAUGCUGCAUUGCCCUAGCAAGGCAAUGGAUCUGGAAAAUGAAAUCAAAACUUUACGUAAGACGUUCACUGAGAAGUCCGUGGAUUGUGUCAAUCUUUUGAAAGAGUUGGAACUGCACAAAAGACUAAAAGGAAACGACAUUCCCGUGUUUGAUUUGGAGGGUCUCCAGUGCUUAGGUUCAAUGCUACACAUAGUUUGUCAGAACGGUACUCCCAUGGAUUUCUCAAAUAUUUCGGUCCAGUGGUUCCGGAUACACCCAAAAGAAAGCAACAAAGAGAUUAUUUCAGGUGCCACAAGACCAGCAUAUGCUCCAGAGCCAAAUGAUGUUGGACGUUACAUGCAAGCUGAAAUCAAUUUUGGGGGUGAAACUGCAAUAGCAAAGACAGCUGGGCUAGUAGACCCUGAUGCUGGACUGGUGGAUUAUGUAGAGACACUCGUAAGAAAACCUGAAACUGAGUUCAAUGUUGUUGUGCUUCAGUUGAAUGGAAUUGAUCAGCCGAAAGAGGCUGUUCAUGUUCUCAAUGUGGGGAGAUUGCGGAUGAGACUUUCAAAAGGGAAGACAGUGGUCGCCAAAGAAUUCUAUUCCUCAUCGAUGCAGCUAUGUGGUGUUCGAGGUGGCGGGGAAGCAGCCUCACAGGCGAUGUUUUGGCGGCCCCGGAGUGACCUCAGCUUCGCCGUUGCCUUCGAAACAGCGAGAGAGCGGAACGCCGCCAUCAUGCUGGCGCGGCGAUUCGCCAUUGAUUGCAAUAUCAUCCUUGCAGGUCCGGGUGACAAGACUCCCUGGUGAAGGAGACGGCGCGCACUGGUGCUGGAUGCUUGUGCCUCCGAACUCCGGCCCGACAGGCGACCCUUGCAGAGCGUUGCAGAGCGAACGUGAUGUUGUACAUUUUAGUGUAUUUCAUGAUAUGUUGUAGCCUGGGUUUUGUUCCCUUGUGGCCUUGUGGUGGUAGCUCUCAGAGGCGGCACCGUGGGCAUCGUUUUAGCCGCCUUGGUGUUGUUCUGACAACCUUCCGAGUGUUCAUGUUGUUCUGCUUCACAGGCGUUGCGAUAUGUUGUUGCUAGGCGUUUCUCUCUUCUUUCUGAUACUCCCAUGCAAGGACAGUUAGCUAUGUUUGACGUGUUACACACUAUAAAAGAAAUGUUUGAUGUGUACUA
This is a messenger RNA of Aegilops tauschii subsp. strangulata, 2389 nucleotides long. Its product is annotated as stomatal closure-related actin-binding protein 1. Gene Ontology annotation, biological process: regulation of stomatal movement; actin filament organization. NCBI's taxonomy places the organism in Eukaryota, Viridiplantae, Streptophyta, Magnoliopsida, Poales, Poaceae. Gene Ontology annotation, molecular function: actin binding. The record is from RefSeq and is a predicted model, not a curated record.